AUGAGACUGAAUAACAUUAUAUUGUUGGCAGCCGCGGCAGGGUCCGCAUUGGCAGCUCCUUCCAAACAUGCAAAGAGGGCUUCUUCUUUCGAAUGGUUUGGAACAAGUGAGUCUGGGGCUGAGUUUGGUUCCGGCAAUCUCCCUGGUGUCUGGGGAACCGACUUUAUCUUCCCGGAUACUAGUACCAUCCAGACGUUGAUCAAUGAUGGCAUGAACAUCUUCAGAGUCCAGUUCCUGAUGGAACGGCUGACGCCCAACGGCAUGACUGGCUCUUUUGACAGCGCCUAUUUGAAGAACCUGACCACGGUGGUGGACUAUAUCACUCAAGCCGGCGCUCAUGCUGUCAUUGACCCCCACAACUAUGGGAGAUUCAAUGGCGCGAUUAUCUCGAGUACCUCGGACUUCCAGACUUUCUGGACGAAUGUUGCCGGCCAGUUCAAAUCAAACAACCUUGUUAUCUUUGACACGAACAAUGAGUAUCACGAUAUGGAUCAAACCUUAGUGCUUGAUCUCAACCAAGCAGCUAUCAACGGUAUCCGUGCUGCGGGCGCUACAUCGCAAUACAUCUUCGUCGAGGGCAACUCGUACACAGGCGCCUGGACCUGGACCACCGUGAACGACAACUUGAAGGCUUUGACAGACCCACAAGACAAGAUUGUCUACGAGAUGCAUCAGUACCUCGACUCUGAUGGCUCUGGUACCAGCGAAACAUGUGUCUCAACAACGAUCGGCCAGGAGCGAGUCGCCAAUGCGACGCAGUGGCUAAUUGACAAUGGCAAGGUCGGUGUACUAGGUGAGUUCGCCGGAGGUGUCAAUGACCAGUGCAAGACUGCUAUCACGGGCAUGCUGGACUAUCUCGGGGAGAACUCAAAUGUGUGGAAGGGCGCCAUGUGGUGGGCGGCUGGGCCUUGGUGGGGAACGUAUAUUUACGGCAUGGAGCCUCCAAGUGGUGUCGCUUAUACUGGAAUGCUGUCGACUCUGCAGCCGUACUUUGCGUGA
Messenger RNA from Penicillium daleae, 999 nucleotides. RefSeq names its product glycoside hydrolase family 5 protein. NCBI's taxonomy places the organism in Eukaryota, Fungi, Ascomycota, Eurotiomycetes, Eurotiales, Aspergillaceae. Bases 1 to 999 code for a protein of 332 amino acids. Gene Ontology annotation, molecular function: hydrolase activity, hydrolyzing O-glycosyl compounds. Gene Ontology annotation, biological process: glucan catabolic process. The transcript has 6 exons. The record is from RefSeq and is a predicted model, not a curated record.